Molecule: messenger RNA, 1323 nt
Organism: Neocloeon triangulifer
Lineage: Eukaryota; Metazoa; Arthropoda; Insecta; Ephemeroptera; Baetidae
Product: serpin B3-like
Exons: 7
Coding region: 10-1146 (378 amino acids)
Molecular function (GO): serine-type endopeptidase inhibitor activity
Source: RefSeq, a predicted model, not a curated record
CACUCAAGCAUGAGUUCCCCAGUGAAGACAUCACCAUUUAGCGCCUUCGGCAUCAAUUUCUAUAAGAACAAUAAGAAAUUACAAGAGACUGAGGGAAAUGUCGUGGCCUCGCCAAUCAGUGCUCUUACAGUGCUUGCCAUGGCCCUUAAUGGCGCACGAGGUGAAACUGAAGCAGAAUUGCGUCAAGCACUUCAGGUUUCAGCUGUAAGAGAGGAAGUCGAGCGCAUUUUCUUUGAGGCUAUCAAUAGUCUGAAAAAAACUGAGAAUGCAGUUGUGACGAUGGCAAACAAGGCGUUUAUCGCUGAUAGAUUCAACAUCAAACCAAAUUAUGUUGCAUCCCUCAAGAAGUCGUUUUUAACCACUAUUGAAGGCAUUGACUUUUCCGCCUCUGAUGCUACUACAAAAAUUAAUGACUGGGUUGCCGAGGCGACAAAUCAGAAGAUUCAAAAACUUUUUGUGGAUCCUUUGGAUUCUGCAACUAGGCUGGUCCUUGUGAACGCACUUUACUUUAAGGGUGAAUGGAGAAAACAAUUUGACAGGGACGAAACGGAAACCAAACCAUUCAAAUCAACUUCUGGCAAUUUGAAUGUGCAGAUGAUGUCCCUAAGUUCAGCGUUUUAUUAUAAAAAAUUAGAUCAGUAUGAUGCACAACUUGUGGAGAUUCCUUAUAAGGGAAAUGAAUUUAGCAUGGUCAUUAUUUUACCCAACAAAGAAGACGGCUUGACCGAAUUGGAAGGGAAACUCGGGCAACAGAAUUUGACCGAAUUGCUUUUUGAUGCAGAAUGGAGUCGAGUUAAUAUUUCGCUACCCAGAUUCAAAAUUGAGAGUUCACAUGACUUGAAACCACUCAUGCAAAAGAUGGGUGUAAAUUUGAUAUUCUUGAAUGGUUCUGACUUCAGUGGCAUUACUGAUGAGAAUGUCAGUGUCACUUCUAUUGUGCAAAAAGCAUACAUCGACGUCAAUGAAGAAGGUUCUGAAGCAGCGGCAGCAACCGGAAUAUCAAUGGAGUUAACGUCCGCUCCAGGACUUUCUGGUUUCAAUUUCAACUGUGACCAUCCUUUCUUGUACUUUGUUCUUUUCAAAAGAGCUUUCACAAUAUUUGGAGGACGUGUAUCCAAACCAACCAUAACUACAGAUAUUGUCUAGGAAAAGUAAUUCUUAUUUUACUAAUAAUUUUAUUUGAAUUUUAUGAAUGCUACUUUUUAAAUUUUAUCAUAAAAAAACGCAAGAUGUAUUUUAAUCAACAAUUUUUUAUAAAAUGUAUACAGAAAUAAUAUUUAUUUUCAUGACAAAAAUAUUUUUAUUGCAUUCUGAAUAAAAAAA